UUCACUCAGUCAGUCCGUUCUGUGAGCUCGCCGUUGUGUGAUGUGUUUUUUGUGUUACGUUCGACUGCGCGUCGGGUUUAACUUGUAGUAAAAAAAGGCACGGGUUUUCCUUCUCCCUGCAUUAGCUGUUUCUCAGUAAUGACUGUUUAGCCGGAAUGUUUCGUCAUCAAUAAAAGUUUGUGCUUCGAUUGUUCGGUAUGGUAAAUUAUCAAUCAACGGAAAAUUCGAGAGAAAUUGAGUAGAAAAACUAAAAAACGUGAUCGCGUAUAUGGAGGCAGUUUUUGAAGUGAUCACUUCGAAAAACUUCCAGUCUUCAACGAUCGAACGGUCGGCAGGUGGUUGUUCUGAUCGUCCAUCCCGUUCUCGCCAAGGUGAAACCGUAGCCUGUCUGCCAGCAAGGAAGAAAAGCAAUCAUCACCGUUCCUGACGUUGUUUGCUCUGAGCUGCGCUUCGUGCUGAGAGAGUGUUUGUGCGAGCGUGUUUAUGUUUAUCGAUGGCUGUACCCCUGUAUCACCACCGGCAAAGGUGACCCGAGCAAAACUGGUGCUUUGAUUAGGGGUGCUGAAUCGCUCCUACUAGCGCUACCUGUGUGCGUGUAUGUGUGCUUGGAGCAGUCGAUCCUUAAGCUGCUCGCAGACGAAAAAACGCGUCGGGUUUUACGAUUCUCAACUGUUGCAGCAUGCGAUAGUAGGUAGAUUAAUUCGAUUAGUGAAGUGUGCCGGUUGCAAUAACGGAAGCGGGAAAAAUUUGCAAAACAGAAAGGUGUGCGCGCGCCGGAGUAAAAGGGGCCAGAACAAAACAGUUGGCUGAAAACAUCAGUUGUUAUGACAACGAAAUAAAAAAUAACAAAUCCCAACCGAAAACAGGGCAGGUGCUCGCGUAGUGUCAACUGUGUUUCGUUAUAUUUUAUUUCUUUUCUAUGAAUGAAAAAUAUUGUUGAAUCAAUGAGUGCACAACUCGAUUUGGUAGUAGAGCAAAGAUAAAUCGCUUAUUUUGAUCGUGUUAAAUCGAUUUUGUUGAAAUACAAGUGUGGAAGCUAGAGCCAAUUGCUACCAUGAAGGUGACCGUUUGCUUCGGAUCGACACGGUUUGUCGUUCCGUGCCCACCCGGAACGACCGUUCGAAAGCUGGAACAGGAGGCGAUUAUUCGCUAUAAAAGAAAGAACCCAGAAUCGUGGGUCGUAGUGCAUCACCUUCAGUCACAGUCCGGCAUCCUUGAUCCGGAUGAUCAGGUGAGCGACGUCGCGGACGACCGAGAGGAAAUACUCGCCAGCUACGAGGACUGCCCGGGUGGACCAGAACCAGGAGUUCCACAGGGUUGUGGGGAUGGUGCCAGCGGUAGCUCGGUCGGCACUGGAAGUCCAGACAUCUUUCGUCCGGAGCCGGGCAAGUACGGGCCGGAAACUUCAACGCCUCAUAUUGAGGUUACCUCCAACGAGCAACCACCCGGUGGACUGGGACUGCAAGUGCGACGUGGCAGUGAACCGUCGCUGCAUCAGAUCGGAGUUACAGAUCAGCGGAGCCCGCUGUACAAUGUAAAUCCCAACGGGCAUCAAGACACAAAACGAUGGUCCGCAGCACCGGUCUGUCGGAACGACAAUGACCCUCCGGAGCGGCUGCUAUCGCCAUCGAAUGGGGUUCCGUACAUGGCACCCGAGUGGAACGUAUUGCCGGAGGAAGAAUCUCAUGACAGUUUGCCCCAACAGUUUUCUCGCUCGGGUCGGUUGUCGAUGCAGUUUUUGGGAGCAGAGGCCGCCAACGGCUACCGGUGGAUCGAUGCAGCAGAACGCGCAGCCGCCAACGUCGUUGGCGGCGUAUACAAUGGAACCAGCGCGAACAGUAGUUUUAACUCAAAAUCCCUCCCGCGGGAAUCUAAGCGAAGGGAACCACUCGGACAGGCAAAUGCCUCCGUUUACGAAUCGAUACGAGAGAAAGAUGGUGAAAUGCUUUUGGUAGUGAACGAAAAUGGCGGUCCAUUAGGUCUGACGGCUAUUCCGGACCCGGACAACGGUGGACUGCUAGUGCAGAGCGUCGAACCGGGCGGCCGAGCCGAUCGGGGUCGGGUGCGCCGGGGUGAUCGUAUUCUCGAAAUUAACAAUAUCAAAUUGAUUGGUCUCUCGGAGAGUUCCGUGCAGGAACAUCUCAAGAAGAGCCUUUCCUCACCUGAACUGCGGUUACGGGUGAUUCGGGCGGCGAAGCAUCGCCGGGACAACCGUGUCUCGCAGAUGAUCGAGGCCGAGGAAAAACCGACCGGCGCCAAAGUGGCCACGGUCUCCCCGACGAGAAAGAUUCCCGGGGCUCCGUCGGGGAUCAGUUUGCAGACAGCUAACACUCGAAAACCCGGUAAGCGUAUCGAGAUUACGCUGAAGAAGGGAAUUAACGGGUUAGGAUUUUCCGUCACCACCCGGGAUAAUCAAGCGGGACGACAGUGUCCGAUCUAUAUUAAGAAUAUUCUGUCGAAAGGUGCCGCCGUCGAGGACGGCCGACUGAAGCCGGGUGAUAGGCUGCUGGAAGUGGAUGGUGUUCCCAUGACUGGGAAGUCUCAGAGCGAGGUGGUUUCUAUUCUUCGGGCGACGGAGUAUGGAGCAACGGUAGAGUUGGUCGUUUCCCGGCAGCAUGAACUCGCCGAAACGGAGGAAAGAGAAAUUGGCUGCGGGGUGGAAAAUGAACAGAAAAAUACCCCACCGAAACCACCGCCUCCGAUUCUACCAAAAUCGUCCGUCAAACAAACCACGCGAGCCAAAUCGGAGGAAAUUCUCGACACACGCGAAGCGCGAUCGACAGUAUCGAAGCCCUCAAAUGUAGCUAACGGUGGUACACCACCUAAUAGCGUUCUGAAGAAACCACUGGCAUCGAUACUCAAGUCUGCAUCAACAAACCAAGUUUCGGAACUGUACCAGGAGCAAUCGCCACAACAGCAGCAACCCUCCACUAACAGCCAUGCAGGCGGAUUUCAGUGGAAGAAUCGCGAGAUUCUCUCGCUUCACAUUCCGGUAUACGACACGGAGAAGGCCGGACUGGGAGUAAGCGUGAAGGGCAAAACAGGAUCGGGCAACAGUAGCACCGGAAGCACCGGUAGCAGUAAGCAUGAUGGCGAUUUGGGUAUUUUCGUAAAAAGCGUGCUGCACGGUGGAGCAGCCAGCCGGGAUGGCCGUUUGAAGAUGAAUGAUCAACUGUUGAGUGUUAACGGAGUUUCCCUGCUUGGACAGAGCAAUGCAGAAGCGAUGGAUACGCUGCGGCGAGCGAUACAGACGGGCGGUAGUAACCAUCCGGGCAAAAUCAUUCUCACCGUGGCACGCCGGAUUGGGCGACCAGUCAGCACUGGCGAGUUGCUGGUAGAAACGGUCGAUAAUUCCAACUCCAGCGAUCAGUCCGGAGCGACUGUUAUCUAUCUCAGUCCCGAUAAACAACAAGAUAAACCGCAACAGCAGCAGCAAUCUUCCAGCGAUAAACAUCAACAGCACAAACGGUACAGUAAUCCGGUGCUGGACCGACUUACCGGCGGUCAAUCUGGAAGCGGCAGCAGCAAUAGCCUGAAUCCUCUGAGUGCCAGCACCACAGUCACCGAUGGUGGUAGUCCCUGCAACCAAAGACCAUCACCACUAUCGAACCAUGCGUUACGCAACGAAAGCUACUAUAUGGCAACCAACGAUAAUUGGAGUCCGGCUGCCAAUCUCAACGGCAGUAACGCGGUCCUUAUUGAGGAGGAUCCUGAACCAACCUCACCAACUUUCCAUCUGGUGCGUCCCUCGGAUGAAACCAACUCCACGUCGACCCCGAACGGAGAUGUCACAUACGCGAGUCAGCUUUCUCUAGAUACCAACCCGCCAGCGGCGGAUGCUUUCAGCAGGGACGCUAUCGGUAGACGUUCGAUGUCCGAGAAACACCAUGCGGCUCUGGACGCCCGAGAAACGGGAACUUAUCAGCGCAAUAAAAAACUUCGUGAGGAACGAGAACGGGACAAAAAGCUAAACGGUGUCGGAUCUGGUUCAAUGGAAUCACUAACGCAGGUUGGUGGCCGGAUGAGUAGUCUGAAGGCGAAAUCAUCGGAACUGCGAGCCGAGGCUCUGGAUCGGUUGGGUGAGCUCGGACCAUCGCUUGGUAUGAAAAAGUCAUCCAGUUUGGAGUCGCUGCAGACGAUGGUACAAGAGAUUCAGAUGGCGGAUGAACCACGAGGACCAACAGCGCUGCGGACACCUCGUGGUCGUGGACGAGAGGAAAUCCUAAGAGCUGCUGUAGAACGACCACCGGAGACGCAAGCCAAAAAGCACUGGCUCUUGGAGGACGCCUCGCCCGAUGUCGAUUCCGGUGGAUUCGUUCCCCGAGGAAGUCCAUUCCAGUCGUCGUUAAAUGACGGAAAGAAUAAAGUUCGCCACAAGAAGAAUGGGUUAUUCCGAGGUAUCGGACACAUGUUCCGCUUUGGCAAGCAUCGAAAGGAUGGCAUUGCACCGGUCAGCGAUAACGUUCCUGCCGACUAUACGGCCAGCUGGGGCGAAGGCCCCCUGACUAACGGAACAGUGGUUGGAGGCAACCAGCAAAAAGGCCAAACGCUAACUGUGAAGAAUACCAGCUCGAAAGCUUCCAACGGACCCGCUUCGCUCAGUGGUCUGCCGAAUGGUCUUGGAUCCUCCGCGGUCAAUGGACCUGGCGUGGUUGGAAACAGCACGACCACAAACAAGAGCAAUUCGAUCGAACGAACAGCCAACAGCGGCGUGGUGGUAAGCCAACCUCCACUCUAUCAGCCACCUCCACCGCCACCCCAUCAGAAUGGCGCCAGCAUGCCAACCUCCAUUCAUCACACCGAUGUGUUCAACCAUCGGUAUUCGCACUACGUCAACUAUGAGGAACUGCAGCAGCAGAUCAGUAACAGACUAACGCAGACAUCGCGUGCCUCGUCCUACGGUGAUCUCGCUAGUGGUGGUAGUUCCGCUAACCAUAUUUACGCCCUAAUCAGCCGUAGUAUCGCUAACGCUAAUACCGCUAACAAUGCCGCAGCAGCAGUGCGAACGCCUUGCAUUACCGACCCGACCAGCGGCCACAGGUCGCAGUCCACCUCGCCGGUUCUGAGUCAGGAGGAGUUCAUCUCGAACGUUCGACGUUUCCUGCCAACAACAUUAGUUUCACGGCAACAAUCCAUCAGCCCCACCAGUGCUAUCAACACAUGCCACCAACGGCAACUAAGCAGCGAUUACUGUCGGUAUGUGAAUCGAGCCCUGCAUGGGGACCGGUCACCUACUACGAUGACGCUGCCCGGUGUCUCCGGUGGCCAUAGUCCAGUAGAUUUAGCACUGUCAGAAUCUACGCUGGAGCAGAUGCGCCAACAGGUGCGCCGCCAGCGGGAAAAGGUGGAGGAGGAAAGUCGACGUCAUCAUCAUUAUCAUUCCCAAAGAUCGGCCCGAAACACGCCACCAGUAGAGCUGGCCAUCUAUCAUCACCAGCAGCAACAACACCAGCAGAAACUCAAACAACCCCGUCCAGUAUCUAGCUAUUACGAUGGUGGCUACGAAACCAUUCAACACAAUGGGGGCGGAUCCCAGCGCAAAUCAAGUCAUCCCUCUUCACCUUCGAAACAGCCGCAACAACAACCGCAGCAGCAGCACGGUAACUGGAAUGGUGCCAUUUCGUCAAACGGACCAACAAGUAUGAGUUCCGCGGGAUAUCAACACCAUGGUUCCAUCCGUAGCCGGGGUCCCUUUGUGACGCAGGUGCAGAUUCAGAACUCGAUGCCUUAUCAGUGAUUGCGUAUACAUUGCCUUAGAUGAAACCAGUACUGUGAUGUAGUGAACGGAAAAAAAACGAAAGAGAGAGUAGAAGAUGGCUAACACAUAACCGUGAAUCUAUCUAGCAAUGGGUCCACUUACCGCCGUGGUCUGUCUCGAGUUUAUUUAUUUUUCACGCGAUUAAAAAAGUGAUGUUUUAAAUCAUUUUUUUAGUUACCAUUAUUCUCAAAUCUGUUGUUAUCUUCACUAAACCGUUGACAUUUAGAAUCAGACUUUUAUUUCCAACCACAGAGGUUAAGAUAUAAAAUGAAUCUUCUUUUAAGAAUUAACGCAGUUAUAACGACGAAUUAACGCUUUUAUUACCCUCAUUCAUUCAUUAAUCCAGCCGAUGCUAAGCGAACGAAAGUACUUUCUCAAGCAUAACUAAAGUGAUUAGAGUAGACUUAUACAGAACUUGUAAAUUAUUGUAUGAUUGACGAUCAAUGCCAAUUACACAGCGGUUUGUGUAUAUUAUCAGAAGCCUAAUUAUGUUAUUAUUAAUGAAUCCUACGCAGAACGUUAAUCUCCUCUAGCUGGUAAUCUGCAUGUGUAUAUAUAGCGGUUAUUCGGAAACAGAUGAUUUUUAGGGCAAUCGGAAGUAAGUGACUUCCUCAUCAGGAGCCCCAUAUAGUAGGAUAAUCUUACACGCCUGCGCAUCGCUAGCGUUCCAUAAAGUACUUACUUUAUUUACUUUACUUUUUUUCGCUGCCUAAGCAGUCAUAGAUCUUAUUUUUCCAUCCAACCGAUUCCGGAAUGUAUUAAAACGUAACAUGGGAAUUACAUACACUGUAUUGUAUAGUACUCAAAAGUCGGUAUAUAUAUAUGUAAAAAAGUAAACGCAGUAAUAAUUUCCUGAAA
Molecule: messenger RNA, 6616 nt
Organism: Wyeomyia smithii (pitcher-plant mosquito)
Lineage: Eukaryota; Metazoa; Arthropoda; Insecta; Diptera; Culicidae
Gene: baz
Product: partitioning defective 3 homolog
Exons: 9
Coding region: 1055-5737 (1560 amino acids)
Biological process (GO): establishment or maintenance of epithelial cell apical/basal polarity; establishment of centrosome localization; establishment of cell polarity
Cellular component (GO): adherens junction; apical plasma membrane; cell cortex
Molecular function (GO): protein binding; phosphatidylinositol binding
Source: RefSeq, a predicted model, not a curated record